GCUAUUAACCAGGCAGGAGCUGGACCCUACAGUGACCUGGUAACCUGCAGAAUCCCCGCAUCUGUGCCUGACGCAGUCUCUACCCUCUCCGUGCUGGAGGAUGAGCACAUGGAUGCCUAUCAGCUCUCACCCUCGGUGUGCCUUGUACUCAACUGGGAAGAACCAUGCAAUAACGGAGCCGAGAUUACGUCGUACAACAUAGACCUGGGCGACAUCAGCAUUCCAGUAGGAAAUGUUACAACUUACGUUAUCGAUGAUUUGCUUCCAGAAACCUCAUACCGGAUCAGGAUCCAGGCUGUCAAUGAAAUUGGAGCUGGACCGUUUAGCCACUUUAUUAAAGCAAAAACCAGACCGUUACCACCCUUACCUCCUCGGUUAGAGUGUGCUGCAGCAGGUCCUCAGAGCCUGAAGCUGAAAUGGGGAGACAGCAGUUCCAAGCUGCACACUACCGACGACAUGGUCUACAUCUUGCAGAUAGAAGACAGAAAUAAAAGGUUUAUUCCGAUUUAUAGGGGACCGAGUCAUACGUACAAGAUACAAAGGCUGACAGAAUCCACAUGUUACUCGUUCAGAAUACAGGCGGUCAAUGAUGCUGGGGAGGGACCUUUCUCAGAAAUAUGUACCUUCUGUACAACUAAGUCAGUCCCACCUGCAAUCAAAGCCCCUCGAGUGACACAGUUGGGAGGAAACGCCUGUGAAAUUACCUGGGAAAUGGUCCCACCCAUGAAGGGAGAUCCUGUUGGUUAUGUUCUGCAGGUACUGGUUGGGAGAGAAUCCGAAUACAAGCAGGUGUACAAGGGAGAAGAGACCACAUUCCACAUCUCAGGCCUUCAAGUCAACACAGACUAUCGGUUUCGCGUCUGCGUCUGCCGCCGGUGCUUGGAUACCUCACAGGAACUUAGUGGACCUUUCAGCCCAUCCGUUGCCUUUAUGCUUCAGCGAAAUGAGAUCAUGCUUGCAGGAGAAAUGGGGAGCAUAGAUGAUCCUAAGAUAAAGAGCAUGAUUCCUACUGACGAACAGUUUGCAGCCCUCAUUGUUCUUGGCUUUGCAAGUUUGUCGAUUAUAUUCGCCUGUAUAUUACAAUACUUCUUUAUGAAGUAGAGAAUUCAAUGGAAGUUUGAGAUACAAAUUUAACUAAUGCUACGCAUUAUAAUCCACACAUUUAUUCAGAUAUUCCUUUUUUUUUUUAAAUCCUUUUGUUCUACCAUACAUUUUAUAUACUUCUCUUGUUUUUACAGUUCUAGCUUGAAGAAAGAUAAAUCAGUGUUUUGAUGCACCUUUUUGAAAUUCAAAACUAGGAAGUGGUCAAACUGGAGAAACAAGCAAACCAGAUACCAAAAGCAAGAUUUUUUUUUCCUUCACGGUUUCAAAAUUGUCACCAAUUUGCCUUUUCAAUGUUGUUUUGUUGGGUUUUUUUUUCACUGACGUUCUUACAGUCGCUUAUUUUAUCUUACUUUUUAGGAAACUUUAAUCAUGAGUCACUUUUCUGUCUCUUCUUUUUCCUCCUAAACAUUAGUCACAAGUGUGUAUAGUGGUAAAACUAGAAUACAGUGUUAGUCAACAGUACCAGGUUUUCCUUGAACAGUAUUAGCAAUGUUGCCUAUGAAUUAUUCACUACGUUUGCCCCAGUUUUUUCAAGAUAACACGUAAGUUGUUAUUUUAACUGUUUAGCGCAUUUAAAUCGGAAGAACAUCCUGCAGUCGAAAAACCUUUUUAAUUAUCUGUUAUUUUUACAGUUACUAUAAACUGCCUGUAUAAGAAAUCAAAUAACCAAACUGCAUAUAAAUUAUGAAGCAUUAUAGAUUUUUUUUUACCAUUUUGAUUCCUAGCAGUAAUUUUAAGUAAGAGGGCAUUGUGCAAUAGUUAGUUAUUCCCGUGUUCAGCUAUUUAAAAGCUGCUUUAAUUUGUCUGUUUGUCACUGUAUAUAACUAUUCCUAAUCUAAUACUAGAUACUAUUCUAUUAUGUUCAGCCUGAUUUAUAUGGUUAGAGCUGGUGACAGCUUACUGCCUCUACUGAAUUAGGUGAGAUUUACACUCAAUAUAAGCAAACUUUACUGUCAGUUGAUUUUUUAUUUUUUUUUUUUUUGGAGGGGUAUCCGUUUUAUGGAACUUUCUUGGAGGUAUCAGAAAUUUGAUCUGUUUAUUUUAAAUACCUUAAAUGGGUGUCUACGCUAUUCUUACCACAGGGGCUAAUUGAAGUAACUUGGUACGUGGCAAAAUUCAGACGAGAGUCCUGCAGAGGAAUAGUCCCUGCUCUGAUGGGAGCGUCCCCGCCUCCUGCCUGCCCCUUCCCCCCCACAUUUUAAUCCAUCAAGAUA
Messenger RNA from Balearica regulorum gibbericeps (East African grey crowned-crane), 2318 nucleotides. The record is from RefSeq and is a predicted model, not a curated record. NCBI's taxonomy places the organism in Eukaryota, Metazoa, Chordata, Aves, Gruiformes, Gruidae.